Messenger RNA from Cydia strobilella, 2097 nucleotides. RefSeq names its product pyrokinin-1 receptor-like. Gene Ontology annotation, cellular component: plasma membrane; endoplasmic reticulum membrane. The transcript has 5 exons. The record is from RefSeq and is a predicted model, not a curated record. Gene Ontology annotation, biological process: neuropeptide signaling pathway; unsaturated fatty acid biosynthetic process. The coding region runs from base 389 to 1849 and encodes 486 amino acids. Lineage: Eukaryota; Metazoa; Arthropoda; Insecta; Lepidoptera; Tortricidae. Gene Ontology annotation, molecular function: neuromedin U receptor activity; iron ion binding; stearoyl-CoA 9-desaturase activity.
CGUCCCCGUAAACGUCCAAUCAAUUUGCCAGGGCAAUUUUACCGCGCAAAACUGCGCUAUGAUAAACUUGAGUAAAUUACUUGGAAAUUGGAAAUCUAUACUCCUUUGAAUAUUGUGUUAUUGAUUUCGAUUAUAAAGUGAUUUAAUGUAAUAAUUAGCUAUAUAUAAAUAAUAUAAUUCAUUCGAAAACUAGAGUCUAACUUUAAACUACGAACAUAAAACUUUAGUGAAAUUAAAUACAUUUCUUGUGGAUCAGGUACAAUGGACAAUAAUGGAUAUAUUAAGGUCCGGAAACGGUUCAUGGACGAAGCCAGUGUGUAUAGUGAAAGAUCGAAAGUGUAAACACCAAUUAAAAUAACGAUGUGAAAAUGCCCAUAUAUUAAAUAAAAUGGGCUCCUUUUUGCGUGUGAAUGACACAAACUUUACCAACGAACCUGUGAACCCCGUGUUAAUAUUCGGGCCACAAAGGGACCCCAUGUAUAUAGUGAUACCUAUAACAAUAAUGUACUCUAUUAUAUUUGUGACCGGGCUUUUCGGAAAUAUUUUCACGUGCUUAGUGAUAAUCCGGAACAAAAGUAUGCACACCGCAACAAACUAUUAUUUAUUUAGUUUAGCAGUAUCAGACUUACUUUUGCUCAUUAGUGGUAUGCCUCAAGAGAUGUAUUCGAUAUGGUCGAAAUGGCCGUACGUGUUCGGUCCGGCGUUCUGCCUGAUCCGGGGGCUGGCGGCAGAGAUGUCGACGAACGCGAGCGUGCUGACGAUAACCCUGUUCACGAUCGAGCGGUACCUGGCCAUCUGCCACCCGUUCGUGUCGCACAAGAUGUCAAAACUGUCGCGCGCCACGCGGCACGUGGUGGCGCUGUGGGUGGCGGCGCUGACGCUGGCGCUGCCGCAGGCGCUUCAGUUCGGCGUGCGCAGCCACCAGGGCGUCGCCAUGUGCCUCCAGACCCGAGUCAUCAUACAGCACUCUUUCGAGAUGUCAACAUUCUUCUUCUUCUUUGCCCCCAUGGCACUAAUAACAGUACUUUAUUCUCUAAUCGGAAUAAGGUUAAGAAGAUCCGAUUUAAGUAAUGACGUCCCGGGGCAAAAGGAAUUAAAGCUGAAAAUGAGAUUUACUCAUAAAGUACAGAGGAAGCACAGCCAGUCAACGAAGCGCGUCAUAAAAAUGCUAGUGGCCGUGGUAGUGGCAUUCUUCAUAUGCUGGGCGCCGUUCCACGCCCAGAGGCUCGUGGCCAUCUACGGCACGGACGAGCACCACCGGCCGCGCUCCAGCCUGCUGCUGCACGCCUACACCAUCCUCACCUACAUCUCUGGGGUGUUCUACUACUUCUCCACCAGCAUCAACCCCAUACUUUACCACAUCAUGUCCAACAAAUUUCGGGAAGCUUUCAAGAACACGCUGGUGCGGUGCUGCCGACCGGGAGCGCGGGCCGUGCAGCGCAGCUCUUACACGACGCUCGCUCUCGGGCGAAACCCCGCCUCCAGCAGCACAGACAACUCAGGUAAUAAUCUUAAAGAUGGCGCCUUUGGUGACAAAAGAAUCACAAGAGGAUCACUAAGGUCGACAUCGGAUAAAAAGAUCAAAUUCGACUUUGAACGUAAUAUAAUUUAUUAUCAACACAAAUAUGCCCAGACCGACGUCUCAUUCCAGCGAGAUUUAGAAAACGGGCUUUAUGAAAGUAAAGGAAUAGAACAAAAGAACAUCCCCAAAGAUAUAUAUGUUGUAACGUCAACGGAGCCCAGUGAAGACACUCAAGACUUCAAAAUUACUCUAUCAGACGAGCCUGAAGCCUACAUUAGAGAAAUCCGAGACAGGAUCAAUCGACGCCAGCAAAAGGGGUAUGGAUAAAUCAGAGCAUUUUACAAACUGGGGAUGGUAGCUGAGACACUCCUAGCCUAGCUGAUUGUACUACACAGUACAGUACAGUUGAUUAUACCAAUGAGGAUAUAAUAAGAUAGAGCGAUACUGUCAUAGUAAAUUUUGUAACCACUGUAAAUUCACUGCCAUCUAUCGACAUACUUUAAAACUAAAAAUGAAGAUUUAAAAAAAUACGUUAAAAUGUAUUUAAAUAUGGAUAAAUUAUUUUUUUAUUUGGA